Moneuplotes crassus is the source of this 889-nucleotide messenger RNA. The record is from the annotation of a GenBank genome assembly. NCBI's taxonomy places the organism in Eukaryota, Ciliophora, Spirotrichea, Euplotida, Euplotidae.
UCAUUGUGCUUGCCUCUGCAUACAUAGCAGAACCCAUAUCCUCAUCUGUAGGUGAUAUGGUUGCAUCCCUCUCGUCUCUGGACCUAGAUUUUGCAUUCUGAGCAUUUCUAGAACUUCUCUUUGACCCAAGUACAACUAUGUGGUUCUUCUGAUGUAGCCCAAAAGUAGCAAAGACCAUAUCUUCAGGUUUGAUUCCUAUGAUCUUCUUAUGCUCUCUGCCGGUUAGUUUUGGGUGCCAUUUCUCUCUGCAUUUUAGGCAAUACGAGACUGAACACAAUGGACAACUAUGUUUCGAAGAUUUGAAGUCUUGUGAAACCUCAAAAAUAUGAAAUCAGUUCGGAGUUGGACAGAGUUGGUAGAGGUUUGAAUUUUGGUAGACAAAAUUUUAAAUUUCAAAUCUCUCAUAUUUCUGACAUAGUUUAGUGUCGCAAGUGUCCUUGAUGUCCUGCUCUUGGAUCUUUUCAAUGCAGCUAUGUAUAUGUAUAGGACAGCUUAUUGAGAAAGACUAUACAUCAACUUUAGAUUUGAUGUACAUCCCCAGACAUUCAGUGUGGUACAUGUGGCCACAUUGUGUAAGGAUCAAGUCAUGAAUCUCGAUACAUCUGUAACAAAUGGAACACUCUAAGAAAUCCUUAUUUGAUUCACAAUUGAGACCAGGAGUUACCGAAGCUCUUGUUUUCACCUCUUCUUUAAAAGAAUUCUUCAGACCAGAAGACUCUUAGGAGAUCUUAGCAGGUGUCUUCUCUUCUUCAUUAUGACUAGAAACUUGAGGGAUUUACUGAGUCUUUUAUCGAUAGAGAUUUCUAACUAGAGAAAUUGCAUCACUCAUUUUUUAUAUCUGACAUCUUUUCCUCUUUUGUCUCUUGAGCAGGCUGGAUGAAGAACUUUG